AUGAGUUUCGGAAAUCUUGAGCUUGGCCACGUAGUCGGCUCUGGAGAGUACUCUGAUAUGAAACUAGUGUGCCAAGGAUGCGAAUUCAAAGUACACAAAGUGGUCGUGUGCACACAAUCUCCGGUGCUCGCCACGGCUAUUCAUUGGGUCUUCCAGGAGUCGAGGACGGGUAUUAUCAACAUCGAAAAUUUCGAGCCCAGCACAGUCAGCCGAAUGGUAGAGUUUUUGUACACAGGAGACUAUGGUGAUCCGUUAUUCCCACACACUGAAGGUUUCGCGGCCUUCCUUCGCUCUAGUAACUAUUUGAUUAACCCUAGUAUAGCAUCAUUUCCGGAUGAGAUAAAGAAGCCGACCUCGGACGAUAUUACGGCAAGUGGGAUGAUGCUACAACACGUACAAAUCAAUGCAAUUGCGGACUACUACAACAUAGAACGACUUUCCGAGCUCUCCAGGUCCAAAUUCCAGCAAGCCUGUCAAUCUACUUGGGAUACGCAGUCAUUCAUAGACGCUACAAGUGGCGCCCUAGGCCUAUCAGGCGAUGGGGCUUUGCAUGAGGUGAUAGCUACCGAAGCAGCAAAGAAUAUCCACACACUCCUCGAAAUAGAUCACUUUGCUGAUCUAAUUGGCGAAUUCGGUACUCGAGUUCUACGGAACUGUAUCAAAAAGGCCGAAGCAGACCAGCACAGGGUGUUUCAACUUCGGUUUGACUUGGAACAGGAGCAUUCUAAACGACAAGCUGCGGAAGCUAGGGCAGACCGUAUCAUCGAGAACAUUGGGAGAUGUGUUCAGACGAUGAGGGAAAGGGGGUUUUGCCGGAACCACAGCUGUAUGGCUGAAUAUCAAUGCUAUAUUGAGCGGCGAGGUCAAUCUUUCGAACCCCUGUAUACUCUUAGGUGUGCCAAGUGCAGGUGUAAGAACUAA
This is a messenger RNA of Clonostachys solani, 921 nucleotides long. NCBI's taxonomy places the organism in Eukaryota, Fungi, Ascomycota, Sordariomycetes, Hypocreales, Bionectriaceae. The record is from the annotation of a GenBank genome assembly.